AAUGUACUAAAAUUCUAACCGGAAAUAAGAGAAUGCGUUGAAUGUAUCGUAGCAUUUUUCUGGGUUUGUGAACGAAUAAAUGUGCUUUAUUUAUUUUUUUUCUUUUUUGCGAUGUCAAAUCAAAACAUAAUUGGACCCGUUUUGCCACCGACGACGGGGAAAAGCAAAAAUGAUGAUUCAGAUGAGGAAUCCGCAAUCAUAGGUCCAGCUUUGCCUCCAAAGUAUAAAGCUUCAGAGUCCUCCAGCUCCUGUGAAGACAGUGAUCAGGAGGAGGUUGUGUUCAAGAGAGCCAAAUACUCAUCAUCAUCUAGGAACCGGCCUUCUUCAAACAGAGAUGAGAUGGAUAUAAAGCAAGUCAUGAUGGAUGAGGAAGAGGGUGAUGGCUUUUUUGGUCCAGCUCUUCCUCCUGGAUAUCAAAAGGGAGAGAAAUCACCUGAAGUGCCACCUCUACUAGGACCUGCGCUCCCUCCAGGAUUCAAAACACAAGAUCAUAAUGAAGAUGAUGAUGAGGAUGAAGAUGAAGAUGCAGAAGAUGAUACUACAGGUUUUUUAGGACCAGCUUUACCGCCAGGAUAUCGAAAGCAAGACAAAUCUCCUGAAAGACCACCUGUUGUAGGACCUGCUUUACCUCCAGGCUUUAAAAGGCAUGAUGCAGAUGAGGAUGAAGAGGAGGGAGAAGAAGAUGCUAGAGGAUUUUUAGGACCAGCUCUACCACCAGAUUAUACACCAGAUAUGUCAAGCAGUGAAGAAGAAGAAGAAGAAGAAGAAGAAGAAGAAGAUGAUUAUGUCGUUGGACCAAUGCCAUCAAAAGGACCAUCCCAGGACUCUGUGGCACUGGACUUUGAAAGAAGAGCUCAAAGAAUGAAAGACAAACUUACGGGAGUGGAUACUGGCCCCAAAGUGCUCUCCAGAGAGAGCUGGAUGACAGAGUUGCCUCCAGAGUUGCAGCACGUGGGCCUGGAAGCGCGAACCUUCAAGAAAAGAUCAGGCCCUGAAAACAAAGACCGCUCCAUUUGGACUGACACUCCCGCUGACCGCGAGCGAAAAGCUAGGGAACGACUAGAGGCUAAGGAAAAAGGUGAAUCUGCCAAGGAUGAUGGACCUCGUCUGUCUCAGAAAGAGCUUGAUAUGGCUGAAAAAGUUUCUAAAUAUAAUGAGUCCAAGCGUGGUGAAUCCCUUAUCAGCAUGCACACUAAAAAGAUGAAAAGAAAAGCUGCGGAGGACGCUAAAAAGCCUGUGGAAAGAAGGCCCUUCGACAGAGACGCAGACCUCCAAGUCAAUCGGUUUGAUGAAGCUCAGAAAAAAGCUCUGCUCAAAAAGUCACAGGAGCUGAACACCCGCUUUUCACACAGCAAAGACCGCAUGUUCCUGUGAGGGACGCUCAACAGACGUGUCUCUUGUUGUCAAGGAUUGUUUUCUAAAGGAUACUGCAUUGCCAUCUUUGAAGCAGCAUCCUCAUCAAGAAACUUUCGUUGAGAAUCAUUAUUUUUUUGACAGAUGUUUAAUUGUAUUAAUGCAUUAAAGCCUUUGGAAUUUUGUCACUUCUAUAGGUUUUUAGGCUACCUUUUUAUUAGUAGGUAAUUAAUACGUAAGUAUUGCUGUUUAUAUCCAGUGAAUUCCCUUGUAUUCUGUCUGUUUAAUGUUGGGUCAUGUAUUGUGCCCCAGAGUGUGCUUUUCUCAUUGAAAGUUCUUCACCCUAAAAUAAAAGAAAAAAAGAAUUUAUAUUUUGCUUAAUUAAAGAUGAGACCAUCUUUUUAUUGGAUCCAUUAAAACUUUUUGUGCUGUCAUAACACUUAAUACCAAAUUAUUAUUAACUCAGUGAUAAAAACUCAUCAUUAUGAUAGUAACAAUGGAAAUUCUAAAGUAUUUGCAUCACUAGUUUUUUGUUGUACUUUGAUUUAUGCAGCUGUCAAAUGAAUAUUAUUACCAUUUAAAUUCAUUACAUCUUUCCUGUUCAGUACACUAUUACUAUAUUAAUCGUGAUUCACAGUGAUAAGUUUACAAUGCAAACAAUCAUGAUGGUCCUAAUAUUAUUCCUAAUAUUAUUUUUUGUUGUACCAUGUAAAAUUAUCCCUUUUUUUUCUUUUUGCAUUAUAAUUUUAACCAUAUAAGUUUGAGGCGACAAGGCUAAACUCAGUUGUUUUUGUAUGUUUUUUCAGUUAUAAUAAAGUAUGGUCAUUUCUAUAAAUAAAAACCUAUCCUAUUCUA
Messenger RNA from Puntigrus tetrazona (Sumatra barb), 2208 nucleotides. It is a transcript of the gene gpalpp1, whose product is annotated as GPALPP motifs containing 1. The record is from RefSeq and is a predicted model, not a curated record. The transcript has 8 exons. Lineage: Eukaryota; Metazoa; Chordata; Actinopteri; Cypriniformes; Cyprinidae. Bases 112 to 1374 code for a protein of 420 amino acids.